AUGAAUCAUCAGCAGCCACAGCCUCAGUUAGGCCGACCCCCAAGUUACACAAACAACAGACCAACCAGUCCAAUGGUUCAUGGUCAACAACAGCCCCCGCCCAUCACCACAAACCUCCAAUACAACCCGAAUGCUCCCUUGAACGGCCCACCGGGUUAUGGCAUGCAGCAGCAGCCGAUGGCUCCAAGUAUCCCACCGUCACUGUCCAACACUCAGUAUCCAGGGCGCAACCCUGCGGUCGAGGUCGAGGGUGGGGGUCGGAGCAAGGCCCAACUGAUUGUCGGUAUUGACUUCGGUACAACCUUCUCGGGUGUCGCAUAUGCAUUUGCGACCAACAAUCAGGCAAGCGAGGACAUCAUCACGGAAUGGCCCGGGGCUGGAACCCAUGCAAAACAAAAGAUUCCCACCGUCCUCUACUACGACCAAUACCAAAAGGUAGUAGGAUGGGGCCCCGAUAUCGCCGACGCUCUCGCCCCGACCGGAUACCCCAAACCCCAAGUGCAGAAGUCCGAAAUCGAUGUCGCUGCCGAUUAUCUCUUCAAGCUACGGCAAGCCAUUCGCGCUCAGCUGCAAAAGGCCCUGGGAGAGGUGUUCACGCGCGAGGAACGGAAUAUCCGAUACUAUCUGACGGUGCCGGCUAUUUGGAACGACGCCGGCAAGGCCGCGACGCGGACCGCUGCUAUUCAAGCUGGCUUCUUGCGCGACGAGAACGAUAACCGUCUCACACUAGUCUCAGAGCCCGAGGCAGCGGCUUUGUUCUGUGCCAAAAGUGGACUGCUCAACUUGAAGGUGGGCGAUGCCAUUUUGAUUGUGGAUUGCGGUGGUGGUACCGUGGAUUUGAUCGCGUAUGAGGUCGAGGAAGAGCAGCCUUUCAGUGUGAUGGAAUGUACUGCCGGGUCUGGUGACUCGUGUGGCUCAACAGCACUGAAUCGAAACUUCAGUAACAUCUUGCGCGCGAAGAUCCGGAAGAUGAAGCUGCCGGAUGGCUCUCGGACAGCGGGCAAGGUCUACGCGAAGUGUAUCAUGGACUUUGAGAACCGUAUUAAGGCUGACUUCCGCAACAACGGACAAAAAUGGGCAGUAGACGUGGGUAUCGAGGCUGACUUCCCCGAUGCUGGUAUUGAGGAGGGCUAUAUGACAUUCAUGAACGAGGAGAUCCUUCAGUGCUUUGAACCUGUCGUGAACCGUAUCCUCGAGUUGGUCCGCAACCAGAUUAUCGCCAUCCAAGCACAGAACCGUCUGAUCCAGAACGUUCUGGUUGUCGGUGGAUUCGGUGCUUCAGAAUACCUCUUCCAGCAGAUCAAGCUCCACGUGCCUCCACAGUAUCAGACAAAGGUGGUACGCCCGAUGGAUUCGGUGGCCGCAAUCGUUAAGGGAGCAGUCACCGCAGGCAUCACCGAGCGGGUCAUCACACACCGCGUAGCACGUCGGCACUACCUUAUGGCCACGCUUCAGCCAUUCAAGGAGGGCUAUCACCCGGAGCAGUACCGUGUACCCAGUUUGGAUGGCCGCGAUCGAUGCAAGUACACCCGUCAGAUUUUCGUCCAAAAGGGAGAGCGUGUCAGGAUUGGUGAACCAGUCAAGGUCAGCUUCUUCCGUCAAGUUGCACCUGGCGCCACCCUCAUGUACGAGGAUGUGCUGUAUGCCUGUGACGAGGAUGUCUGCCCCGAGUACACCAAGGAUCCACGCAUCAAGGAAGUCGUAACACUCACCUCCGAUCUAUCACGCAAGAACCUCGAGACCGACUUCGAGCGCAUGGACACACCCCAGGGCAUCUUCUACCGUGUCUACUUCGAUAUUUACCUCACGCUGGAUGGCAGUGAAUUCAGCGCCGAACUGGUCUGCCAGAACGAGAUCAUGGGCCGCUGCCGUGCCAAGUUCCGUUGA
Messenger RNA from Penicillium crustosum, 1887 nucleotides. Its product is annotated as Hsp70 family protein. Lineage: Eukaryota; Fungi; Ascomycota; Eurotiomycetes; Eurotiales; Aspergillaceae. The coding region runs from base 1 to 1887 and encodes 628 amino acids. The transcript has 5 exons. The record is from RefSeq and is a predicted model, not a curated record. Gene Ontology annotation, molecular function: ATP-dependent protein folding chaperone; ATP binding.